Molecule: messenger RNA, 1109 nt
Organism: Carassius auratus (goldfish)
Lineage: Eukaryota; Metazoa; Chordata; Actinopteri; Cypriniformes; Cyprinidae
Product: mediator of DNA damage checkpoint protein 1-like
Exons: 8
Source: RefSeq, a predicted model, not a curated record
AGGAAGAAGAAGAGUGUUGAAACUUACUGUCUAUGGUUGAAACCGAAAGUAAACGCGAACGUACCCUCGAGAGUAAACGCGCAUUUUGAAGAGUUAAAAUGCAGAGUUAAAAUCCUUCUCUUCAGAUCUCAGAGUUGACGACCUCAAAUCAGUUCUUCAUCAUGUAGAUCAGGGAGAGAUCUUCAUCUCCAGAUCCCAGCGGUGUGUCUCUGAAGAGUGAUGCAUCCAUGAAGUAUCCUCCUAAACUCAGUGCUGAACCAGUGACCUCUGACCCCAGUGCUGAUCCAGUGACCUCUGACCCCAGAGUCACCAGGAGGAAGAGUCAGAGAUCUUCAUCUCCAGAUCCCAGCGGUGUGUCUCUGAAGAGUGAUGCAUCCAUGGGAGUUCCUCCUAAACUCAGUGCUGAACCAGUGACCUCUGACCCCAGAGUCAGCAGGAGGAAGAGUCAGAGAUCUUCAUCUCCAGAUCCCAGCGGUGUGUCUCUGAAGAGUGAUGCAUCCAUGGGAGUUCCUCCUAAACUCAGUGCUGAACCAGUGACCUCUGACCCCAGAGUCACCAGGAGGAAGAGUGAGAGAUCUUCAUCUCCAGAUCCCAGCGAUGUGUCUCUGAAGAGUGAUGCAUCCAUGGGAGUUCCUCCUAAACUCAGUGCUGAACCAGUGACCUCUGACCCCAGAGUCACCAGGAGGAAGAGUGAGAGAUCUUCAUCUCCAGAUCCCAGCGAUGUGUCUCUGAAGAGUGAUGCAUCCAUGGGAGUUCCUCCUAAACUCAGUGCUGAACCAGUGACCUCUGACCCCAGAGUCACCAGGAGGAAGAGUGAGAGAUCUUCAUCUCCAGAUCCCAGCGGUGUGUCUCUGAAGAGUGAUGCAUCCAUGGGAGUUCCUCCUAAACUCAGUGCUGAACCAGUGACCUCUGACCCCAGAGAGGAUCAGAUCCGAGCCCAGGAUCCUCCUCAAGCAGUGAAUGAUGAACUACAGAGAGUCAAAGAGCAGCACAAAACCAGCAUGAAGAACAAGUAUGAGAGAUUAUGUGAGGGACUGAAACUCCAGGAGAAUGAAAGCCUCCUGAACAGCAUCUACACACAGCUCUACAUCAUAGAGGGAGAGAGAGAA